Molecule: messenger RNA, 1527 nt
Organism: [Candida] anglica
Lineage: Eukaryota; Fungi; Ascomycota; Pichiomycetes; Serinales; Debaryomycetaceae
Source: the annotation of a GenBank genome assembly
AUGUCGGACCGCAACUUCCAAGACGACUACAGAACAACCAUCAACAGCAUCUCCAAGGAACUCCGCAAGGAGUCACUUGCCGUGCAAAAUCGACUCCAGUCGAUUCUCUAUGACGCCAAGUUUGUGUCUAGCCUUGUGGAGCGCGGCCGUGUGCAGUACCCCAUGGUUGCAAAUGAACGUUGUGGGUGUUGGUACGUGCCCCCAGCCCGUCAGAUCGAUACCUGUUACUUCAAGUCCACUGAUGGGCACACGGGCCAAUGGAAGUUCUCCAUGCGUCGGUUGAAUUUGAAUCUUCUCCCAUUGAUUGCCAAGCAUGGCGGUGUGAGUGUUGUGGACAGUACCAGGAGGGGGAAAAAAAUCCCCGAUGCACUCCUGAAGACCAUCCCCAUGUGGUGUGCUGUGUUGAAUCGCAUCAGAUUUGGAGGGGGAAAGAGUGGAGAGGAAGCACUGGUGGAACGUGGCGUAGCGAAAGACGGAGCGAUAGACGGCUGGUUGUGCACCCCAUUGGAGACGGUGUCCCGGAGUGAACACAGUCAGAUGGCUGCAAAAAUUCCUGGAUUGGCCGUCGAGGUGGAAAGAUUGGGGAUCUUGACAAGGGAGAAAUUGGAGAAAAUGAUGGACAAGCCAUUGAUUCCUGAGUGGUACUACCCUGGGAUGAAAAACUCGGGGGGUUCGGGUGCAGGGGCCAGCUCUGGUUUCCACUACAUCCAAUGUAUCACUGCCUCUCGACAGGUCACCGCUGCCAACAAGGACAUGCUUCCAGAGUACUACGUGCAAGGGUCGGCCGACGACCACGAGCUCUGGGCCACGGCGGACAUUUGUCAGGGGAAAUUGGACCCUGUCUUCUUCUGGUCGCAUGUUGUGACCUGUUCCGACAUCGUAGAUGAACUGACCGGGUACAUCCAUCCAUGGAUGAAGGAGGAGGAACUAGUGAGUAGGUUGAACUCCUUGUACGAGGAGAAGAGUGGCAGCAGCAGCAGCAGCAGCAGCAGCAGUAGCAGCGCCUUGGACGUGACCAGAGUUGGAGCCACGGGGCUUCUUUUCGGUCUGUUGACUCAGUCAAUGGAGUACAACACUAUAAGGACACUCUACCCAUCUGUAAAACAAGUAGUGGUAUUCAGUGAAGAGUGGAAAAUCAACGGCAUUCCGGAAGAACUGGACGUGCUGUUGCGGCCCACGACUGUCCAUCUCCAUCGGGUCUCCUCGUCGAAGAAGGGGUCCAAACAAUUGAGAGACCUCCUUCCAAAACUCGUCCAAGAGUUGGAGAGGCUGUACGGUACUGGGCUGCAGGGCGAGACCAUGGUUCUCUGUGACACGGGGAAGGAUCUCAGUGUUGCUUUGGUAUUGACUCUCUUGUGCCGCAACUUUGACUUGGAAUGGGCAAGAAGGUCGGCGUACGUUCGCGCCAACAAGGACUUGGUCAAGCAACAGUUGGGGUUAUUGCUGCAGAUCAGAAAGGUCAACCCCAGUAGAAAUACCCUCCAGAGUGUCAAUUUGUGUUUGAUGGAUGAGCUGCCACGAUCAUAA